Molecule: messenger RNA, 3272 nt
Organism: Melanotaenia boesemani (Boeseman's rainbowfish)
Lineage: Eukaryota; Metazoa; Chordata; Actinopteri; Atheriniformes; Melanotaeniidae
Gene: zdhhc12a
Product: zinc finger DHHC-type palmitoyltransferase 12a
Exons: 5
Coding region: 223-1023 (266 amino acids)
Biological process (GO): protein targeting to membrane; peptidyl-L-cysteine S-palmitoylation
Cellular component (GO): Golgi apparatus; endoplasmic reticulum
Molecular function (GO): protein-cysteine S-palmitoyltransferase activity
Source: RefSeq, a predicted model, not a curated record
CGUAUCAAAACACGGAAGUUCUGGAAAAGGCGGUGGGCCAAACGCGUAUGUGUAAUACUUAUUAACAGCGAAAACUAGUUCCAAAAACAUGUUUUAAUAUAUGAAUGUUUUCCCGGAAAUAGUGUAAAGCUUUCAAUGUGUUUUUAUUUGUUUUCGUACGCUAGCUGCUGUGUUAGCGCGCUAGCUAGCAGCUGUGCUAGUGAAAGAUAGCUGGAGUAAAACAUGCAGAACGUGUUCCGAACCGGGUUUCUGGUCCGAGCCACACACACCCUCCUGACAUGGGUCAUUACCCUCAUACUGUUCCUACAUAACACUGAUUUGCGUAAAUAUGAGGAGCGCGGAGAGCUGCUGUUGCCAGCGUUCUUCUUCCUGCUCGUCAUGCUGUCAGUACUGUUGUACUUCGCAGUCUCAUUAAUGGAUCCUGGCUUUGUUCUGGCUGACACAGUGAAGGGCGGUCAGGGUUCGGAUGAAGAAAUGGAGUCGAUGAUUCCUCAGUCGUUGACCCCUCGGUUGCGACGCUGUGGCUACUGUCUGCUGCAGCAGCCAAUGAGAGCAAAGCACUGUCAGACAUGCAAACGCUGCGUGCGGCGCUUCGACCAUCACUGUCCCUGGAUCGAGAACUGUGUGGGGGAGAGGAACCACCGCUGGUUCGUCGUCUACCUGCUGGUGCAGCUGCUGGCUCUGCUUUGGGCUCUACGCAUCGCACUGUCGGGCAUUUCUCCCAGUGUUUCCUGGGAAACGUGGUUCAGAGUGAACGGGUUUCUGCUGGUGGCGCUGGCCGUGAUCGGGGUUUCCUCUGUGGUCGUGGCGCUGCUGGUGGGCUCCCACCUCUACCUGGUCUCAGUCAGCUGCACCACCUGGGAGUUCAUAUCGCGCCACAGGAUAUCGUAUCUGAAGAACUGCAGAGACGAGGAGAACCCGUUUGACCGCGGCGUUCUCUGCAACCUGUGGGAUUUCUUCUGCAUCUGCAGGACAGUGAUGUGGGAGCAGGUCUACCAGAGGAGCACCCUAAACCCAGUCUGACCUCAUUUAGACUUUUGCAUUGAUGAUACAUGUUGAAAUUAAAUAAUUUUUAUCUGUUUUAUAGCUUUGGAAGAUGUGUAAGUUAACAUGGAUUGAUGGGAGAAAACCAAACGUUGAACACAAACCUUUGACUGUGUUUACAUUUAAGUCCAGCACACGUCAACACCACCAGCUAGUGUUGGUGUUUAACCACUUGAACCCGGACAUUUAAGAAAUGUCAAGCUGUUGGUACAAGACUUUUGACAAGUGCACGCUCAGGACAGUGUUUACUCAAACUAAAUGAUACCCUGAUGUCCUGAUACUUCAUCUAGCAUCAUUUCACUCACUCUGGUCUUUGUUUUGUAGUAACUAAAAGGUGUAAAACCAAACACUAAAGCCGCUGAAUGUAUCCAACAAAAUGGCUGUAGAAACAAACGAAACCUCUUCCAUGUGAUAGAAGCUGUGUUUUUACUCCGGUCUGGACUCACUGCUUCUGCAAAUAUUGACGACACAUUUUACAACUAACUGCCUGUAAAUCUGUGAAAGUCUCUGUGCUGGUGAUGUACAGUACUGUCUAAAAUGUUUUCUUUAUUUAAUGGCUGGAAUUUGGAAAAAAAGUGUAGUAAUUUAUUCAGACAUAAAAACAUGUCUGAAAAUACAGUAUUUAAGGCAAAAUUCCCACAUUUAGUUCCAUUCUGAUGAGCUUGAAAGUGAAUUUGGUCUGAGUAGCUUUACAUUAGCUUUGUAAAGACAAGCUAAUGUAAUGUAAGCUAAUGUAAACAAAAAUCAAAGAUUAAUAACAGAAAAAAUGAAUAUAUCAUUACCAAUUAUCCUUCUAUUGGUAUCCAAUCACUUUACUAAAACAUGUUUCAGUAAAGUGAUUAGAUACCAAUAGAAGGAGACCUACAGCGAGUAGGUAAAAUGCUUCAUUCUGAGAGAAUAAAACAUUUUUCCUACUUGCUGUAGGUCUACAUACAUGACAGCUGCCAUGUUGGUUUCACCAUUUUUACUACAUUGUCUCUAAUUGGACAAACCACUAUGUGUGUAAAGUAAAAACCCUCUGAGGGUUAAAACUGCUGUACCAGCUUUGUGGGACCACUGUUCGGGAUAAGUAACACCUUGAAAGGACCAUAGAAGAAGACGGUACACAUGUUCACUGUUAGUUACCUGCAGUGCAGUCAUCGCAGCACCUGAGGCCACUGGACCCACUCACAGAAUAAAACGUGCUCAUGUCUGGAAGAAUUUUGGCCACUGAUGACCACCGUACAUUCACAGCUGUGUUUGGCAUUUGAAGUCACGGCCAUGUUCGUCUUUAAGUAGUCUUCAGGAAUAGUUCUCCAGAUUCCUGGAAGCACUCCCCGAAGUUCUUUUUCUUCUGUUCUCUGUCCAGAUGAUCCCACACUGCUUCAGUCAUGUUGAGGUCCUGGUUCUGGGGAGGAUCCAUCCCUCCAUCAGACCUGUUGAGGUCCAGGUUCUGGGGAGGAUCCAUCCCUCCAUCAGACACCAUUUCCACUGAUCUUCAGUCCAGUUCUUGAGUCAUGUGACCUACCUGAGCCUUUUCUCCCGGUUUCCUUUCCUUAAGAACGGCUUCUUGACAGCCACGUUUCCAUGGAGACCGUUUCUGAUGAGGCUUUGGCUAACAGUAGGUGGCUCAGCUGAAGGUCCAGAUGCAUCUCUCAGGUCCUGGUUCAGGUCUUUGCUGGGUUUGUUCCUAUUUCUCCAGGACAUCACUUUCAGAUUCUGUUCCUCUGCUGUAGAUAGUUUUUAGUCCUGAGUCUUCUUCUUUUGUCCUCCACGUGUCCAGUUUCGUUAAAUGUUGCUGAGCUUCGCCACAUUUUCAGCCGACAGCUCUUUGGGAACCACACUGCUGCUAAAAUCCUGUUUCAUGUCAAACUGUUAUUUCUGUUGGUUUUUAUCGGUGGAACUAAAGAAAAGGGAACAAACGAUGUGUUUGAGACGGUCUGCUAAUAACAAAGAGCCUUAACAGACUAUUGUUGUCUGUUUUGUAUCGACACAACACUGGUUUGUCCCUUGAGGAGCCUUUUUUAUGCUGGAAUGAAUCAUGGGUCAGAGUUAAGUAGUUUAAACAAACAAACAAAAAACACCUUUCUCUGAAAACAGUUAGGAAGAAGGACUGGACUGGAAAUGAGUGAAAAAUUAACCAAGUUCCCAAGAAAAACUUAGAAAGACCUUCAGAAAGCUGGAAGACCUUUUCCCAACAUUUAUUAAACAGAUGAGGGCUGAUUGAAGUACUGUAAAUUAUUUAUUGU